GCUGCCGAUGGGCUGCUGUGGGAACUGAGCUGCGGAAGCAUUCAGAGCAGAGUCAGUGAAUCUGCUCGGCAGAUCUGGCGAGCGGCAGUCACUCCACACAGAGGACAGCGUGCGUCUGUGGUUGGACGCUCCGGGAAUUAACGCACCCUCUAGAUCAAACACCUUGAUGAGAAGAAGGGUCAAGCUGAAAUUCCCCUCGGACUUUUGACGUUUAGUCUAAGAAAAUCUCAGUGAGAAGGAGAGGCGCAUCUGUUAGCAAUAAUGGGAUUUACACCUUUCGUCUUCAACAAAGUUGUGGUUGCGCUCCUUGUCACCAGCAUCUGCGCGACCAAAAUAAACGUGCCGCGCCUGAGACUCUCCUAUAAAGACCUGCUGUCCACCAACAGGUCGUCCAUCUUUAGCGGCCAUGACGGCCAGCUCUCACUCAGCGCUGUCCUUCUUGAUGAGUACCGUGAUCGGCUCUUCCUGGGAGGUAAAGAUGUCCUGUACUCUGUCAUGCUGAGUCCCGUCAGCAGUGAAUCCAAAGAGAUCUACUGGCCUCCGUUACCUGGAAAGAGAGAAGACUGCAUUCAGACAGGGAAGGAACAGACGGAGUGUGCCAACUUUGUUCGCCUCCUGCAGCCGUACAAUCGCACUCACCUAUUGGCCUGUGGUACCGGUGCAUUCCAGCCCAUGUGUGCCUUUAUCUAUGUGGGCCACAGAGGAGAGCACGUGUUCACCACGAACCCAGUGAAUGUGGAGAGCGGACGAGGAAAGGUUCCACACGACCCCAGCUUUCCCUUUACAAGCACCUUCAGCGGUGGUGAGUUAUACACAGGACUGACCGCAGAUUUUCUUGGAAGAGACUCUGUGAUCUUCAGGAGCAUGGGAGGUCGCACCACCAUGAGAACAGAGACUGACCAGAAGCUUCUUCAUGACCCUCGGUUCAUCGCUGCCCACGUCAUCCCGGAUAACGACGACAGGGACGACGACAAGGUGUAUUUCUUUUUCACUGAGAAGGCCUCGGAGGGAGGGGACAAGGAGGAGGCCAUCCACACACGAGUUGGACGAGUGUGUGUGAACGAUGUUGGAGGACAACGAGUUCUAGUCAAUAAGUGGAGCACGUUCAUAAAAGCCAGGCUGGUCUGUUCUGUUCCUGGACCUCAUGGCAUCGACACACACUUCAACCAGCUUGAGGAUGUUUUCAUGCUGCGGACCAAGGAUGAGAGAAACCCGGACAUCUAUGCGAUUUUCAGCACUAUCAGUAACGUUUUCCAAGGUUUUGCUGUAUGUGUUUACCGCAUGGCUGACAUCAGAGAAGCUUUCAAUGGGCCCUUUGCUCACAAAGAGGGCCCUAACUAUCAGUGGGGCCCCUAUGAAGGCAGGAUGCCUUAUCCAAGACCAGGAGUUUGCCCAAGUAAAAUCACCAACCAGCCCGGCAAAGAGUUUGGCAGCACAAAGGACUUCCCUGACUCUGUGCUGCAGUUCGCCCGCAGCCACCCUCUGAUGUGGCGCCCGGUGCUCCCAGCACUUCGCCAGCCUGUGCUGGUGAAGGCCAACAUUCCUUACAAGCUGAAACAAAUUGUGGUUGACAGAGUGGAGGCAGAGGACGGGCAGUAUGAUGUCAUGUUUAUUGGUACAGACGUUGGAACGGUUUUGAAGGUAAUUUCCCUUCAAGGUGGAAACAGUCUGGAGGCGGAGGAGGUCACACUGGAGGAGCUACAAGUCUUUAAAGUACCAAUCCCAAUCACUUCACUGGAUAUAUCUGUGAAAAGGCAAGCCUUGUAUGUGGGCUCUGCAGCAGGUGUGGCGCAGGUGAAGCUGCAUCGCUGCGAGACGUAUGGGAAAGCCUGUGCUGAGUGCUGCCUUGCCAGAGAUCCGUACUGUGCCUGGGAUGGAUCCUCCUGUGCUCGAUUCGUUCCAAACAGCAAACGUCGCUUCCGCAGGCAAGACGUCAAACAUGGGAACGCCGUGCUGCAGUGUGUGGAUCAGAACGUUGGCGACCUGGACGUGACUGAGGACAAAGUUGUGUAUGGGACGGAGAAAAACAGCACCUUCCUAGAGUGUGUCCCUCGCUCGCCGCAAGCUUCCGUCACCUGGCUCGUCCAACGCGAUGACCGCAAGGAAGAGGUGAAGCUGGAUGAUCGUGUGAUGUCAACAGAUCAGGGUUUGCUGUUUCGUCAUCUCUUCCGUCAGGACGAAGGUGUGUACAUCUGCCGCUCCCGGGAGCACAGCUUCAGCCAAACGCUGGCGCGCAUCUCCCUCCAGGUCCUCCAAGCGGACACGGUGGAUGAGCUCAUUGCCCGCGACAUUGCGGGCAUCUCUGACGGGUUCAAAGACCGGUCUCCAGGGAACCACAGGCCCUGGAUGCCUUGCAGCACGGGGCCUUACAGCAGGGGUCAAAUCGGCCAGUCGCGCACGUGGUUCAAGGACAUCAUGCAGCUCAUCGGGCCGUCUAACCUGCCUCACGUCGAGGAGUACUGCGAGAGGAUGUGGUGCAACGACAAGCUCCGGAGGAAGCACAAGAGCAUGCUGGAGAAAUACCGCCAAGCUCAGGAGAGUGCCAGGAAGGCGCGCAGCAAAGGCUCCGGAGAACGCAACCGGACGCCACGAGAUCUCAGAUUACAGCCAGAGUAACACCGGAGAAAAUGAAGGAUUCGAAAUCAAAGAGGAAAAAUAGAUCCUUCGUUUUCGAUUCGGGUUAGGACGGUUUUGGGAGCCAAUUAAAAACCUGACCUAAUCAGUCAGCGUAUGAGAAUCUGGUGGAUUUGUCUGUUCUUGCCAUAAAAUAAAUAGAAUGUUUUCAUUUAAAAACUAAGAAAAAAGAUGAAUUCAUUCAUUCGAGUGUUUGACAGUGAGCGAUUUUAAUAAAGUUCAUAGGUGAAGGACGUGAACUUUUCUGUCAGUAAAGACUGAGAUGUUAUUAGCACAUGGUAACAAGAGACUUUCAUACUAAAUUGUAUAUUACAGUAUAUUCCCAGAAUGUUUUUUCAGGUGAGAGUUGUCAAGAAUUUCUUCACUCACGUCUUUCUGUUUUUAUGUGACAGUGACAAAUUUUAUCACAGCCAAGAAAACUAAGAAAACUGCAAGCUUGAGAUUUAUAAAACAUGUGCAUGUCGGUGUGAUUUCGCUUAGCGUGGACCUUGUUUCAUGUUUGCUAUUUAUCCUGAGUGACUCUUAUGAUAAUUAAUGUUUUGCUGAUAUCAAGAACAUCUGAGAUUCUCCUGCACACACUCUCACAUUAGCAUACUUCCUUCAAACGUCUAAUCCCUGAGUGCGGUUUGUUCCAUUAUAUAUUUAAUGUUUGAUAUUCUGUACUCUUCACAAACUCGGAUUAUCUGAAAUUUCACUCAGCUACAACACUGAAAGCAUAAGCUCAAGUAUCUAAAGACGAAAUUUUCUGAGACGACUGUUGACGGUUCAACGGAUCAAAGACACAUGGUUUCAUUCUUACUGCCAUGGGCUGAACUUUUCUUUAAACACAAGAUAAAGAUCAAAAAACCCAACUUGCCGACACAGAGAUGGAAACUUCUCUGUGGCGAUUGUUUUGGUUACAGACCGUAACAAACUGUAAGAGACGCAGGAAGACCAAAAAGUGUGUGAACGUCGUGGAUGUGCGGCCAAAACCGGAUCCCACCGAGCAGACCGCGGCAUCUGGCACGGAGAUGUUCUGCAUAUCUCUUGGUUCCUGUGGAAGCGAUCGUCAGCUAUGGACCUGGCUUUGCUGGCCUACAGUUAUAUGGAUCCAUUGCGGGGCAGAUUGAAGGGGGUGGAAGCCGGAGUCGGUUCUUUUAGUUUUUAAAUGAGUUUCGUGACCAGCUCAUUGUCCAGUUGCAUGGAGCUCUUAGUUGUUGCCAGUCAGCUCCAGUGUUUAGUUGGAUGCUACAUUGUGUUUUGUUGCUUUAUUGCAUUACGCAUGAGGCAAUGUUAUUUAUAUAUCGCCAAGGGUUUUUGCCCAAGAGUUGCAGAUCAUCUUGCAUGCUUGGGAACCCUUUUCAUCACAAUGAAAUUAUUUUUUUCUCUCUAAUUGCAUUUUUGGAAAAUCUGUUUUCACAAUUUUUGCUUUUCUAGCUAUUUUAUGCAGUAACAGUUUAAUCUUGUUACUGCAUAAAUCUGCAUAUUCAAUUUUAAGGGACUUUUUGAAAUGAUGGUUUCUUACAUCAGGUCAUUUGUUUUCCACUUUUCUGUUGAGUUCCUCAGAGACAUGACAAGAAACCAUAACUGUCAAGGUUUUUGUGCUUUCUAUUGUGUAAAUACUAUUUUUAAAAUUUUACUUUUAGAACAAUUCUUUAUGUAUUUUCUGUUGUGUAUUUUUUUAAAAUAUGAUUUUUGUGCUUAUUUUAAUUGGAAUUAGCUCAGAUCCACCACUAUAAAGUAAGAUGUUAAAAGUGGAGUAGCAGGGAUACAAAAUAUACUAAAUGGAUUGAAAAUGAAAAUAAAAAAAUCUUUGUGAUUAAAAAAUAAUUUGGAAUGGAAAUGCCAUACACUCAAAUCUGUAGCAGUAAAUUGUAUUUUGUAAAAAACAUUCUUCCGUUUUAA
This is a messenger RNA of Poecilia latipinna (sailfin molly), 4518 nucleotides long. RefSeq names its product sema domain, immunoglobulin domain (Ig), short basic domain, secreted, (semaphorin) 3bl (gene sema3g). NCBI's taxonomy places the organism in Eukaryota, Metazoa, Chordata, Actinopteri, Cyprinodontiformes, Poeciliidae. Gene Ontology annotation, molecular function: chemorepellent activity; semaphorin receptor binding. The record is from RefSeq and is a predicted model, not a curated record. Gene Ontology annotation, biological process: axon guidance; semaphorin-plexin signaling pathway; negative chemotaxis. The transcript is spliced from 16 exons. Gene Ontology annotation, cellular component: plasma membrane. The coding region runs from base 262 to 2616 and encodes 784 amino acids.